ACUAUGGGGUCCAACCCGUCUAAUCAUGUGCCCAACCAUGAUGAGAAUUCAUUAUCUCAUCCACCGCGAAAGGAGAGCCAAUAUAUGUUAGCUGACAAGGUUGUGGACCAAUGGGAUGACAGUGACAUUGAAAACUCCUCUGGAAGUGCAUCAUAUGAAGUUGUGCCCUAUAAGAGUGCCCAGGGAGAAAGCAUCUUUCUUGUGCCGCCUAAAAAAAGAAAAUUCACUAUUGAUACAUAUGUUGUGGAAUGUAGUACUUGCCAGAAAUGGACAAUUAUACCAAGCAAACAUAAAUAUGAGCAAAUCCGAGAGAACAUUAUACAAGUUCCUUUUUCGUGCAAAUAUGUCCAUGGGUGGAAGCCAGAAGUUACAUGUCAUGAUCCAACUGAUAUAUCUGAGGGUAAUGGCAUGGUAUGGGCGAUCGGUAAACCAGGUAUCCCUCAGGCUCCUCUUGGGUGGGAAAGGAAGAUUACUCUAAGGAGUGAACAGGGCACAACAUUCGGUGACGUGUACUAUAUCUGUCCUGCGGGCAGAAAAUUAAGAUCCAUGAAAGAGGUCGAAAGGUGUUUUGAAGACAACCCAGACUAUGCUGCCGUUUUACAGUUAUCUCAGUUUUCGUUCAAGGUACCUAAACCUCCAAAUCGCCCUCGUCAGUCAAAGCUUAUUGAACCGACUGAAGUGCCACCUCCAGUUCACAGGGAUCCGAUGCACAACUACAUGUCGGUCCCUCACGGAGAAGCCAAUCCUCUAACUCACAUACCAGUGACACUAGCUCUACAAGUACCAGUGAUAUGCUCCAAAAAGAGAAAACCAAACCAGUGA
Messenger RNA from Hordeum vulgare subsp. vulgare (domesticated barley), 822 nucleotides. RefSeq names its product methyl-CpG-binding domain-containing protein 2-like. The transcript is spliced from 5 exons. Gene Ontology annotation, molecular function: DNA binding; zinc ion binding. The coding region runs from base 4 to 822 and encodes 272 amino acids. The record is from RefSeq and is a predicted model, not a curated record. Lineage: Eukaryota; Viridiplantae; Streptophyta; Magnoliopsida; Poales; Poaceae.